GGAACUAAUCUCAAAUCUAAAGUUCAAAUAAAUAAUUGAAAAUGUGUCCAGAAGCAAUGAUAUUGAUAAUAGUUAUCACAAUAUGUGCCUCAUACGUUGGUUCAUCAAAAAAUGAAACAGCGUUUAACAUAAAAGAUAACGACAUAGAUAACAACACAAAAGCUACAGAGGUGUCGCCAAAUAAAAAUGUUAUAAUAAGUACAACACCGGGAUAUGAUGUUCUGGAAAUCAAAGAUAACAAUACAAUUGGGAUGUACAAUUUGACAACUCGUGUUGAGGGUGUGAGAAAUAGUUAUUUUAUAAGCUUAAGAAACAACUCUGCAAUAGUGAAUGACAGCUUUAUUAAUGAAUCAAAUCAAAUUGGAAACAUAUCAAACCAAAGCAUCAAUACUAAAGUUGAAGAGAUAAAUACAACAAAUUACAAUGAUAACGAUAUCAAGCAUGUUGAUAUAACAACAGUUACCAGUACGAUCCUUCAAAAAGAUUUGCCAAGACAAGUAGGAGACAAAAUGUCACAUAAUAUAAAAAAUGACGAACUUAGGGGUUUAAUGUUGGAAAAGACGAAAGUAAUGCUGCAACACCAUCUACAACUAGUACCUAUGGAAGAUAAACCGUUUGACUCACAAAUGUUACAGAGCCAACGUUAUAUGAUAAGUAUAUUGGUACCUGUUGGUGUAGGCUUGAUUGGUGCCAGUAUGAUUGUAUGCACGAUAAUCACGUUGAGGAAAGUUGCAAAUAAAAGAGUCGUUCACACGCCACUAGAUGAUGACGUAGAGGUUGAAAGGUCAUUUACAGCGCACAUAUCAAGUAUCAGUACAGAUACCACAGACAAAGUGUUUUUAUUGCAUACAGAUGAAAUUUGACAACAUCAAUUAUACUAUCAUUACAUCUGAUAUCAAUUUUUGGAAAUAAAGUUACUGUAGAGGACUUGACAAAUAUGCUAAAACACUUGUGUUGUGAGAAUUCCGGAAUUGGUAGUAAAACAAAUUCAAAUUGUAUGUUUUCGAGCAUCAGGUAUCACUCUUUGAUAAUUAAAAUCAAUUAGCUUUGAGACUUCUUUCUUUAAUUAAACAUAGUAGCUUAAUGAUAAACCAUUCCAAAACAUUUGCACCACGAAAGAACAAACUUAAAAGAAACACUUUUCUUAAUAUGUGUAGGCAAUGUUUUUCAAGAUUACAUCUUCUGAGAGGAAUCACAGCUGAUUGCCAUAUAAGAAAUCAUAAUAAUACUUAUUGUGGCACAAAAUAAAAUUGGUAGUAAAAAGCACAUUUUGAAAUAGCAGAAAAUAACUAAUUAAGCAGGAAACAAGUUUACCUCCUUUUUCCACAUGACUAAUCGAUAUAGGAUGAUCUUUAAUAUCGGCAAUUACAAACCUUUGAGGAUGAAUCCAUGUGGUUUAUAGAGAUAACCUCAAAAAAAAAAUUGUAACGAAAACAGUUUUAAA
Messenger RNA from Ruditapes philippinarum (Manila clam), 1444 nucleotides. RefSeq lists its product as uncharacterized. NCBI's taxonomy places the organism in Eukaryota, Metazoa, Mollusca, Bivalvia, Venerida, Veneridae. Bases 42 to 863 code for a protein of 273 amino acids. The record is from RefSeq and is a predicted model, not a curated record. The transcript has 4 exons.